GUCAAACUUGACAUCAGACUGCUGGAGAGCGAGGAGCAUGGUAACUUGUGGCCACAUCGCCCUCAGCGCCGCGCAGAGGUAAUAUGCGCCUGCCAGCACCUGGCCAAGAAUGGAUUGUCAGCUCUGCGCCCUCCUCUGCCUCCUGUCCUGCGUCUCCCGAGUCACCCCGCAGCCGCCCAAUGAAGUUAAUCUGCUGGAUUCGAAAGCAAUUCAAGGGGAGCUGGGCUGGAUCUCCUAUCCGUCACACGGGUGGGAAGAAAUUAGUGGAGUCGAUGAACACUAUACUCCAAUAAGAACCUAUCAGGUUUGCAAUGUAAUGGACCACAAUCAAAACAACUGGCUUAGGACAAACUGGAUUCCCCGCAACGCAGCUCAAAAGAUUUACGUUGAGCUAAAGUUCACAUUACGAGACUGCAACAGCAUCCCACUUGUACUGGGAACAUGUAAAGAAACAUUUAACCUUUAUUACCUGGAGUCAGAUGAGGAUCAUGGGGUCAAGUUUAGGGAGCAUCAGUUUACAAAGAUUGACACAAUUGCAGCUGACGAAAGCUUCACUCAGAUGGACCUUGGAGAUCGAAUUCUGAAACUGAACACUGAGGUUCGGGAAGUGGGGCCCAUCAGUAAGAAAGCAUUUUAUCUGGCAUUUCAGGAUGUUGGUGCCUGCGUUGCCUUAGUAUCCGUGCGGGUAUAUUUCAAAAAGUGUCCUUUCACUGUGAAGAAUUUAGCCAUGUUUCCAGACACUGUACCUAUGGACUCCCAUUCUCUGGUGGAGGUGAGAGGUUCUUGUGUCAACCAUUCCAAAGAAGAAGAUCCACCUAAAAUGUAUUGCAGCACUGAAGGAGAAUGGCUCGUACCCAUCGGGAAGUGUCUUUGCAACCCUGGCUAUGAAGAGAGAGGUUUCACUUGUCAAGCUUGCCGACCAGGAUUUUACAAAGCUGUCACUGGGAACCUCAAAUGCAGCAAAUGUCCUCCGCACAGCUCAACUCAGGAAGAAGGCGCCACACAAUGUGUGUGCGAGAAGAAUUAUUACCGGGCGGAUAAGGACCCUCCGUCUAUGGCUUGUACAAGACCGCCCUCUGCACCCAGAAACCUUAUAUCUAAUAUCAAUGAAACAUCGGUUAUAUUGGACUGGAGCUGGCCGCUGGACACUGGUGGACGAAAAGAUCUCACAUUCAAUGUGGUCUGCAAGAAAUGUGGUGGAAACUCCAGGUUUUGUGAAGCUUGCAAAGGAAAUUUGAGGUUUAUCCCCCGGCAGAUUGGUUUAACCAACACCACUGUGACCAUCAUGGAUUUACUUGCUCACACCAAUUAUACUUUUGAAAUUGAAUCUGUGAAUGGGGUAUCUGACCAGAGCAUACCAGCGAGACACAUUGUUGCGGUCAGCAUCACAACCAACCAGGCAGCUCCGUCUCCUGUCACCGUAAUUAGAAAAGACCGGACAUCUCGAAACAGUAUUGCCCUUUCUUGGCAAGAGCCGGAACACCCAAAUGGGAUCAUCUUGGACUAUGAGGUCAAGUACUAUGAAAAGCAGGAACAGGAAACUAGCUACACCAUCCUGAGAGCCAGAGGUACCAACGUGACCAUCAGCAGUCUUAAGCCUGAUACCACAUACAUUUUCCAAAUUCGGGCCCGGACAGCUGCUGGUUAUGGAUCCAACAGCCGCAAGUUUGAGUUUGAAACAAGCCCUGAUUCUUUCUCCAUCUCCAGUGAGAACAGCCAAGUGGUAAUGAUUGGCAUCUCAGCGGCCAUAGUCAUUAUCCUUCUCACCGUGGUUGUUUACGUCCUCAUCGGAAGGUUCUGCGGAUACCAUAAAUCAGUGCACAGCCCCGACGAAAAAAGGCUUCACUUUGGAAACGGUCACUUAAAGUUUCCUGGACUCAGGACGUACGUCGACCCUCAUACCUAUGAAGAUCCUAGCCAUGCGGUGCAUGAAUUUGCCAAGGAGCUGGACUCUACAUGUAUAUCCAUAGAUAAAGUCAUUGGAGCAGGAGAAUUUGGUGAAGUAUGCAGCGGUCGUCUGAAACUGCCAUCUAAAAAAGAAAUCAGUGUGGCCAUUAAAACACUGAAAGUUGGUUACACCGAAAAGCAGAGGAGGGAUUUCCUGAGUGAAGCCAGCAUUAUGGGACAGUUCGAGCAUCCCAACAUCAUACGGCUGGAAGGGGUAGUCACUAAAAGCAAACCCGUAAUGAUAGUGACUGAAUACAUGGAGAAUGGCUCUCUGGACAGCUUCCUGCGGAAACAUGAUGCUCAGUUUACAGUCAUCCAGCUGGUGGGUAUGCUGCGUGGUAUUGCAUCUGGCAUGAAGUAUCUCUCGGACAUGGGUUACGUCCACCGUGACUUGGCGGCAAGGAACAUUCUCAUAAACGUUAACCUGAUGUGCAAAGUUUCUGACUUUGGGUUGUCUCGUGUCCUGGAGGACGAUCCCGAGGCGGCUUAUACGACAAGGGGUGGGAAGAUACCGAUUAGAUGGACGGCGCCGGAAGCCAUUUCAUACCGGAAAUUCACAUCAGCAAGUGAUGCAUGGAGUUACGGCAUUGUGGUGUGGGAAGUAAUGUCCUAUGGAGAGAGACCUUACUGGGAGAUGUCAAAUCAAGAUGUAAUAAAGGCAGUGGAUGAAGGUUAUCGGCUGCCACCUCCUAUGGAAUGCCCAGCUGCCUUGUAUCAGCUCAUGCUAGACUGCUGGCAGAAGGAUCGAAAUAGCAGACCAAAGUUUGAGCAGAUUGUCAGCAUCUUGGACAAGCUGAUACGUAAUCCCAGUAGCCUGAAAGUAAUCGCCAAUACAGUUGCGAGGCCAUCAAAUCUACUAUUAGAUCAAAACAGUGCUGACUAUCCCACAUACCGAACCCCGGGAGACUGGCUAGACACCAUGCAGACUGGACAAUGCAAGGACAUUCUGUCAGGAGUUAGCUACAGCUCCUGCGAAACUAUUGCAAAAAUAUCAUUAGAUGAUAUGAAGACAGUCGGUGUCACAAUCAUUGGUCCCCGAAUGCAGAUGAUGAACGCAGUGAAACCUCAAGAACUUCACAUAAAGAAUGGACCUGUUAACGUGUAAUAAAAUACAGGAUUAUGUAUUUUAAAUAAUGGUGCAAUUAUACCUAAAAACCUGAGAAGAUGUGAGGGACCUGAACUGUAUGGAAACCUCACAAACUCUUACAUGGGAGUAACAAUGCCUUAAAAUCCGAGUAAAAACUCUUCUAUAUAUUUGCCAGGAAGACUUCAUUUCUGGUCAUGUAGAGAUAAUAUACAUGUGCUGGAAGAAAGCAGAUGUCUACCACGGACAAAAUAUCAAGAUCUGAUCACAGGGUGAACCAAGAUCAUAAGCAAGAUUUGCAAUACACUAACUAUGUGUUCAUAUUUUUUUUAAUGGAAUUCUGGAUUUUAACGUUUUUUACAUUUUAAAGUGAACCUGUCAUGAAACCAGUAUAUGUUCACUCCAAACAUGUUCUACAUCUAGCGUUAUCCUUAGAAAUUGGAUUUAUAAUGCCUGGUGAGGUGUGGAAUGAUGAUGUCGGUGCCAGUCCAGCUUUGAACAGAACAGAUAAGUCAUAUGAGAGAGACUGGUUGCUAGAAACAAAAUGCCUAACAACGGACCAUUCUUAAGGAAUAUGUCCUUAGCAACCAGACUGUCAAGUAGUAAGAUUGAGGAGAUUUAACUACUCAGGCCAUAAGUUUGUCCAUCUCUUAACUGAAUUUUGAAUCAUAUUUAUGCACAGGAAAAUUUGGAUGCAGAACUACUUUAUUUCUGUUACUAUUCUAUGAAACGGUACAAAAAUUUCAAGCAGACAGAAAUUGUACAGCAUCAUAAUUCCUGCUUGAUAUCUAACUUACAGCAAGUCAAUCACGAGAAAGCUUUAUCAGCACUGGAGAGCUGUUAGGUUGAUACUAAGUCUCAUGUGUACAGAAGAGAGCUUGCUCCGUCAGAUGCUGUAUGUAUGGUGCUAUCCUCCCCUAGAAGCAAUGAAAUGCAUAUGGGAUCCGAUGGAGCAUGCCGUGAUCUCAUAUGGAGCCAGGUAGAUAUUUCUCUGCUGGUUUCCCUACAAUAAAAAAAAAAACGUGAAAUUCGGUGAGAUGUGGUAAAUUCCCUAGGCACCUCUAUGGGCGACCUAUUACUGAGAUGAUCUUUGUAAAUAAAUGUAAGGAACAGUAUACCGUGAGACGACCAAAACGUUGUCCAGUGACACACUUUCUGGACCUAUACUGUGUAUUAUUUUUUAACAUGAGCGGUUCACUUUAACUUUUAAAUUAUCAUUUUCAAUUCUAUGCGUUAAAGUCCAUAUUUACGCUGAAAAUGACAGCCACUUCGCAGGAAUGUGAUAUUUUUCACUGUUCAUUUGUAAAAUGAAUAUUUAUUUGGUAUUUUGUUUCUAAAAAUAUAUGUCUUUGUUGCUAUAUUUCUAUUUUGAUACAUAUUAAAAUUUCAAUACAAUGCUUCCAAUAUAGCCUCUGUCUGACCUUGUAAAGAAUCUUCUUUAAUUGUUAAAGCGUACCUAUUGUUAUACUGCUUUCUUUUUUUCUUAAUAAAUCAGUAGUACAGUACAUGUGAAUAUAUUCAACUUUGUAAUGUAUCUUGUUAGCGGAAAGUGGCCUCUUCCUCACCUUCAGCAAUUUGUA
Messenger RNA from Bufo bufo (common toad), 4611 nucleotides. RefSeq names its product EPH receptor A3 (gene EPHA3). Gene Ontology annotation, biological process: axon guidance; protein phosphorylation; cell surface receptor protein tyrosine kinase signaling pathway. Lineage: Eukaryota; Metazoa; Chordata; Amphibia; Anura; Bufonidae. Gene Ontology annotation, cellular component: plasma membrane; neuron projection. Gene Ontology annotation, molecular function: transmembrane-ephrin receptor activity; protein binding; ATP binding. The coding region runs from base 110 to 3052 and encodes 980 amino acids. The transcript is spliced from 17 exons. The record is from RefSeq and is a predicted model, not a curated record.